Seriola dumerili (greater amberjack) is the source of this 2747-nucleotide messenger RNA. RefSeq names its product UFM1 specific ligase 1 (gene ufl1). Gene Ontology annotation, molecular function: UFM1 ligase activity. Gene Ontology annotation, biological process: regulation of proteasomal ubiquitin-dependent protein catabolic process; protein K69-linked ufmylation; response to endoplasmic reticulum stress. NCBI's taxonomy places the organism in Eukaryota, Metazoa, Chordata, Actinopteri, Carangiformes, Carangidae. Bases 110 to 2497 code for a protein of 795 amino acids. The transcript has 19 exons. Gene Ontology annotation, cellular component: endoplasmic reticulum membrane. The record is from RefSeq and is a predicted model, not a curated record.
AGUAGGGAGCUGCGGUCUUGCCAGUCAGCUAGCGCUAGCUAACACUUCUCCACAGUGAAUAGUUAACGAAAGCGUUGACAGCUGACUUGUUUGUACUAAACUUUUGAUAAUGGCAGCUGACUGGGAGGAAAUUCGUCGGCUUGCCGCGGACUUCCAGAGAGCACAGUUUGCUGACACAGUGCAACGGCUGUCGGAGAGGAACUGUAUUGAAAUCAUUGCAAAACUGGUUCAGGAGAAGAAGCUGGAUGUGGUGCACACACUCGAUGGGAAGGAGUAUAUCACCCCGGCACAGAUCAGCAGGGAGAUCCGAGAUGAACUCUACGUCCAUGGAGGCCGAAUCAACAUCGUGGACCUCCAGCAGAUUAUCAAUGUGGACUGGGUCCAUGUUGAAAAUAGAGCAGGCGACAUUGCAAAGUCUGAUAAGGGGGUUCAACUUGUACUGGGACAACUUAUUGAUGACACGUACCUGGACCGUUUAGCUGAGGAGGUGAAUGACAAACUGCAGGAGGCUGGUCUGAUCAGUAUUGCAGAACUGUGCAAGAGCUACGACCUCCCAGGAGAUUUCUUAACUGAGGAGCUGUCGAAGCGUCUCGGGAAGCUUAUCCAAGGAGAGAUGGACCAGUACAACAGGGGAGUCAUAUUCACCCCAGCUUUCGUUGCUCGACACAAAGCCAGAAUACGAGGGCUUUUCAGCGCCAUAACGAGACCGACACCCGUCAGCAGCAUGAUUGGAGCGUUUGGAUUUCAAGAACAUCUCCUGUACUCUGUGUUGGAGGAGUUGGUGAAUACCGGACGGCUGAAAGGAAGCGUGGUCGGAGGGCGACAGGACAAAGCUGUGUACAUCCCCGAUAUCUACUCCAAAACACAGAACACCUGGGUGGACUCUUUCCUCCAGCAGAACGGAUAUUUAGAGUUCGAUGCGUUGGUCCGACUGGGGAUCCCCGACCCCUCCAGCUACAUCAAGAAACGCUUCAAGUCCAACAAGCUGCUGUUCCUCAGAGCGGCCUGUGUGGGUCAGGCUCUGGUCGACCAGGUGGAGGCCUCUGUGGAGGAAGCCGUCAAAUCCGCCACGUGGACCGACAUACAGCCGAUUCUGCCCAGCUGCCUGUCGAUGGAGGACGUGGGGAUGUUGAUCAACCAGGCCAUGAGGAACACUGACGUCCAGUCGUCUGCCAGAGUGCUGGGAGGCACCGUCGUCGUCAGCGAGAAAUUCAUCAGCAACUGCCUGUCGUUAUUCGAUGAGGCCAUGCAGCAGAAAGCUCAGAAGGAAGUGAAGAACAAUCCAGUGUUUCUGAUAACUGAGGACGAUUUGAAGCAAGCGUCCAUGCUGACGGAGAGCUCGGCACUUUCCAAAAAGGAAAAGAGAGAAGCUGAGCGCAGGAAGAAGGCCACAGAGGGCAGCGUGAAGGCGGGUGGAGGAGGAAACGCCAGAGAGAUCCGGAUUCGUAAAACCAAGAAGAAAGGCCGGAGAGACGAGGACAGCGACGAGGAAACCGGACCUUCACAGCAAAAUCGUAGCAAACAGACUGAAGCCCCCUUCAUGGCCCAGGAGGAGAUCGUAGCUGUUUUGGAGGAGAGAGUGAGUGACUGCCCCGAAGAAAUCCUCUCUGAGCUGGCAGAGCAUUUAGUCAGGCCUCUGACCAAAGCCUACCAGGAGGUGCUGCGGACGGUGUUCAUGUCCUCCAGCAGCUCUCCGUCGGGGGCCAACAGGAAGAAGAGCAUGAAGGAUCUGCAGGAGGAGAUCACCAACCUCUACAACAACAUCCGCCUCUUUGAGAAAGGCACCAAGUUCUUCUCUGAUGAGACCCAGGUCCACAUUGCCAAGCACAUCCUGAAGACUUUGUGCACCGACGUCACUAACAUCCUGGUGAACUUCCUGGCUGCGGACCUGAUGAUGUCUGUGGAGAACCCCAGCUCCAUCACCAACGAGGUCAGAGUGAAGAUUUUGGGGAAACUCUCAGAGGAAACCAGAGGGCCGCUCAUGAAGCUGCACAACUGCCUCAACGGCAAAACCAUUGAAGACUUUCUGACCAACAUAGAGACCUGCGCUGAGGUGUGUGGGUUCAUGCUGAAGAAAGGAGACAAGAAGAAGGAGAGGCAGGCCCUGUUCCUGCACCGUCAGGCUCUCGCUGAGCAGCUCAAGGACACGGAGGACCCGGCUCUGGUUCUCCACCUGACCAGCGUGCUGCUGUUCCAGGCCAGCACCCACUGCAUGCUGCACGCCCCGGGCCGCUGCGUGCCUCAGAUCAUCGGCACGCUCACCGGCAAAAUACCAACAGAGCAGCAGCAGCAGCUGUCUGCCUACCAGAGCCUGGUGGUGAAGCAGCUGGUGAGCCAGAGUCAGAGCAGGAAGCAGGAGGAGGCUGAGGGCGAGGCAGACAAGGCGGAGGAGCAGGACGAGGAGGCCAGGAGCGUCCGCUCACAGCUGAUGGCCCUGACUCCCCAGGUGAAGGAGCUGGUGUUGUCUCAGAAGAAGACAUCUGUCAAUGAGGACUGAACAUUUCGAAGAUUAGAGAAGUGAAAGUUGGAACUCAUCUAUGAUGAACCUUCUUUUCAUGUUUGGAUAAAUACUUUAAAGACUGCUACAUCAGCUGUUAAUACUGUAUUUUUGUGAUUUAUCCAUGUAAACAUAAUUCUAAAUUAUAAAAGUAAAUUCCUUUGUGGGAUGUCUCACUGUAAACCCAGAUAACAUGAACAUCCUCAAUGAGGCUCUGAUUUAAUGCAUUAAAACUCAUUUCUUUCCCGCA